Molecule: messenger RNA, 1963 nt
Organism: Hermetia illucens (black soldier fly)
Lineage: Eukaryota; Metazoa; Arthropoda; Insecta; Diptera; Stratiomyidae
Product: proton-coupled amino acid transporter-like protein CG1139
Exons: 9
Coding region: 150-1490 (446 amino acids)
Biological process (GO): amino acid transmembrane transport
Cellular component (GO): vacuolar membrane
Molecular function (GO): amino acid transmembrane transporter activity
Source: RefSeq, a predicted model, not a curated record
UAGUGGAACAAAGUCAUCGAUGUUUCAAUGUCAUUCAAUUCGUUAAAAUUAUGUGACUAUUGAUUUUAGAUAUGUUACGCUGACUUCCUUUCCGUUUAUUUUAUUUUUAAGUUUCUAGGUUUCAACUGAGGAUGAACUGCUCAUAGAGAAUGGUGGAAGUUGACCAGCAGAUAGUGCCAGAGUCUCAGGAAAUUGAGGAGAUCCUCAUCGGUGAAUACGAUCCUCACUCACAUCGACUUGUUGAAAAACCCACAUCAACCAUUGAGACAUUUGUUCACAUUUUAAAAGCUGCGCUUGGGACGGGUGUACUUGCCAUGCCAGAAGCUUUUAAAUACGCAGGAUAUGUGAAUGGUGUGAUCAGUACCUGCCUAAUUGGAUUCAUUUGUGUUCACUGUUUGCUAAUCCUGAUUCGCUGCCAAUACGUUUUGUGCAAGCGUCAUCAAGUGCCUAUUCUCACCUAUCCUAAAUUAAUGCAGCUUUCCCUACAAGCAGGACCACCAUUUCUGCGUUGGCUUGAACAGCCUUCACUUUGGGUUGUGGAUAUGUUCUUAAUCCUGGAUCAGCUAGGGAUUUGCUGUGUGUAUAUUGUGUUUGUAGCCGCCAACAUAAAACACCUUAUUGACGCCAAUUUCUUGGAACUGGACAUCAGAAUACACAUGGCCAUUCUCAUAAUUCCAUUCGCAAGCAUAUUUUUGAUUCGAGACUUGAAGACUUUGGUCCCGUUUUCGCAGCUUGCAAACACGGUAACUAUUGUGGCUCUUGGGAUGAUCUGCUAUUACUUGCAUCAAGGACAGCUCACAUUUCAUGGAAAACAGCCCAUGGCGGAUGUACGAUUUUACCCUUUAUUUUUUGGAACGGUCCUCUUUUCACUUGAGUCCGUUGGUUUGAUAAUGUCUUUGGAGCAAAAUAUGAAAGAUCCGAAGAGGUUCGGUGGCUGGUUCGGAAUUCUAAGCAUUGGAAUGGCCAUAUUAGUUGUUUUGUAUAUCUUAAUCGGAUUUUUCGGCUAUCUUAAAUACGGAAACGAGUCUCUUGGAAGUGUGACGUUGAAUAUCCCUCGCACAGAAAUACUUGCGAUAAUAAUUGAUGUAUUAUUUACCGUGGCAAUAUUUAUGUCAUAUGCACUUCAAGGAUAUGUGAUAGUGGAAAUUGUUUGGCACCAGUCUCUCAAGGAAAAGUACCCUAAUAAAAAGCAUGAUCUGAUGUAUGAAUAUGCAAUCAGAUUACUUGUUAUUUUCGUGACGUUUUCACUCGCUAUUUUAAUACCGCGGCUUGGACUUUUUAUUUCGCUUUUGGGGGCACUCUGCCUGUCAAUUCUGGGUUUGCUUUUCCCAGCAAUAAUUGAAAUUUGCGUAUCAUACCCGAAUAAUUAUGGAAGGUUUUAUCAUGUCAUUUUAAAGUGUAGUUUUAUAAUUCUAUUGGGCCUUUUCGCAUUUGGUUCUGGGACGUAUAGAAGUAUUCAAGAUAUCGUUCUUUCGUUCCGCAAAUCAUGAUAUCACCAGGGCCCGAUAUCACGGAAAUCGCAGGACAAUGGACAGAUAAGGUCACUUAUAUUGAUUUGUCCAACUACACAUGAUGCGUAUGAAAGGAAUCGGAGCGCUUUUUGGACUAUUUGUAAAAAAUUCUCGGGGAACCCCCUCUUGAAGUUUAUUUUUCGGUAUAAGUUUGAUCUGCGAGCAACAACGAGGUACAGGGUAAUGUGAUUUUACACCAGUAUUAAGUAGGGGGCACUGUAGAUAAAUACUGAAAUAAUAUUAGGCCAAAGUCGAAUUUUUGGAAUGAGAUUGAAAAUCAUUUAUUUGAUGCAAGCUUUAUUUCUGAUCGUGAAAUAUUUUUUACUUGAAUUAUCCACUAACUGUGUGAUCGGUUGUGAAACGCACUGGAAUAUUUUAAAUUAAACGUUUGUAAGUAAGCAAUCUAGCACACAUAACUUUAGAAAAUAAAAACAAGUCCCAAGCCAGAAGCU